Ilyonectria robusta is the source of this 357-nucleotide messenger RNA. RefSeq lists its product as uncharacterized. Lineage: Eukaryota; Fungi; Ascomycota; Sordariomycetes; Hypocreales; Nectriaceae. The record is from RefSeq and is a predicted model, not a curated record. The transcript has a single exon. Bases 1 to 357 code for a protein of 118 amino acids.
AUGCCUGCCCUCCUAGAGCAGUGCCAGGCUCCUAUAUAUCGACUGGGCCUUCCAGGAGGCCAGACAACCCUCGAAACAUCAGACCGUCGUACCGUUCACUUCGCACCGGACAGCGGGGAGUUGCAGCGCCCACGCCGGUUCCCUAACCGUCAUCUCGAUCGUCCACGAACUCCGAUGCCCCCUCCACCUACCAUUUCCAUCACGAACGUCGCCGAAGUGGCCGAAGAUGAGGUCGUUGCCCCGGUCUCUGAAGGAUCCGAACCUCGAAAGCGUCGCCGCUGGCGAUUAGUCCACAGUCUAGUCCGUGGCUUCAGGGGGCUCUUCGCUCGCAAACGAAAGCCUACUGCGUCGUCCUAG